UUAGAACUGUCAACUUGUGUGAAUUUUUAGAGGGUCUUAACGACUUCAUUUGGGAAAACUUCCUUCAUGAGAGUUGUAGACCUUCAAGUCUAGAAAAUUCUCCAAGUGGUUUCGUGUCGAUCCGAUAUCUGUAGCUCCAGAUAUCCCCGUUUUAGUGAACGUAGUUCCGGCUGUACAGUGCCAGCGGGAUUAUUACAUUGUUUUUCUUCUAAGUCCGAAUUUAAUUAUGAAUUUACCUUUGAGGGCUUAGGUUUUAGUAAGUUUCAGGUCUGAUUAGGUAAUUAGACUGGUGGGUUAAGGUUGGACUUGGGUCGGGCUUGUGGAAAAACAAAACCCUAGCCCACUUGUGGGUUGCAUGUGAUUUUAGCCAAGGGGGGAAACCCUAUUCUUCCACAAUCAGAAAACAGAGAUACACUACAGCACCUUCACGUGAAAAACAAAGAGAGAACGUGUGAGAGAAGAGAAGGGAGCCGCCGCCCAAGCCACCACCAUUGUCGCCGGUCACGCGCGCGAGCAAGGGAGAGAGCGCGAAUAGAGAGAGUUUCGCGAAGGAGAAGGAAGGUGAAGGAGACUUGGACAGCAAGAGAUUGUUCUUCCAAACUUCAUUCUCUUCUCUUUUCAGAUCAAGAAUCAAGAUGGUCGUGAAGAUAAUGGCGAUGACUCAUUCUUGGGAGUUGAUGCUACGUGACGUGCCAAUACUGGAGGACGACUACACUUCAGAGGAAGAGGAAGAGGCUAAGGAAUAGGGUUUGGGUUGAGAGUCUUUUGUUUUCUGUUGGGGUUGAGAGUUUCCGAAGUGUUGGUAUCGAACAAUUUUAUUGCUUAAAUUCGAAUGAACAAGUUUUGAUGUAAUCUUUAUUUUCAUUCAGGCCCUUGUUUCGUACUCUUUACAGUUGGUUAUUUAAAAAGUUUUACGAAGUUGGUUACUUCCGCGUGUUUUUUGGAAAGGUUAUGUUUCAAGAGUUUUUGUAAAAUGAAAGGUUUGUCAUUAAUUGAAGAUUAAUAAGUGAAUCGACGAAAACUCUUUACGAAAAUUGGUUAAUUAGUUACUGUGUAACACUCGAGAAAUCGGGGCGUUACAUUGUGGUAUCAGAGCUGCGGUUGAGAAACCAGAGCACUAAGGGUUUUGGGCUUACGAGUUUCCGAACUCGUUGAUGUUUUGUUUUUUUUUUGAUAAAGAUGUUUUUGGAGCUUCGCGGUGAGAUUGGGUAGACUUGUGUGCUAAGAUGUAUGCGUGGCUGUGAUUGUCUGAAUAGUAUCAUUGCCGUGAUACUUGGGAUAGAUUACUUAUUGUAUACUUAGAUAUUUUUUUUUUUUGUUAAUUUGAGUGCACUGACAUUGAGUUGUGGUUCUAUUUCAAAGCAGGAUUUCCAUCAUGCCUCCGAGACAGGACCCAACCAAUGCUCAGCUUGCUCAAGCAAUGGCCCAGCUGGCUCAGGUGAUGACCCAGCAGGCUGCCACUGCUGCUGCUCAGGCCACGGCACAGCUUCAACGGGAAGCUGAAGAGAACACCCGGAGAGCUGAGGAGGAUGCCAGAAGGGCACAACGGGCUGAGAGGGAGCUGGCACAGGACCGGAUCCGCAUGAGAACUGAUUUCAAUCGUCAUGGACCACCUAAGUUCCAAGGCGAAGUGGAGCCCGAGAAAGCUGAUCUUUGGAUUCAGGAAAUGGAGAAAAUCUUUGAGGCUCUCCAUACACCUGACGUUGAGAAGGUAAAUCUGGCGACCUUUAUGCUGAAGGGUGACGCUGAGUACUGGUGGCGGAGCGCCAAACAGCUGAUGACUGCCAACAAUGUGGCCAUCACAUGGGAGUCCUUCAAAAGGGCUUUCAUGGAGAAGUACUUUCCGGAGACUGCCAGGGAAGACAUGGAGAAUCAAUUCCUCAACCUGAGACAGGGGCUAAUGACCGUGGGGGAAUAUGCUGCAAGACUGGAGACCCUGUCCAAACACUUUCGCUUUUUCCAAGUACGAGUGGAUGAAGCGUACCUAUGCAACCGAUUCAUGAGGGGUUUGAGGAAUGACAUUGAGGAGUCUGUGAGGCCAUUGGGAAUCAGAGUCUUCCAACAAUUGGUGGAGAAAGCUCGUGAAGUGGAGUCGAUGAAGAAUCGUCAGAGGGGCAAGUAUGACAGUGGAGGUCCGAUCCGUUCUGGUCAGAGGCCGACCGGACGGUUUGAGGGACAGAGACAAGCUGGUAGGUUUGACAGGGGCAAGGCUCCGAUGAGGAAACCUUACCAACGCCCUACUGAUAGGGUGCCUUUUGCUGGAAGGAAUGUGGUACGUGCUCCUAAGGACGAUGUCGUCUGUUACAAGUGCAACCAGAAGGGACACUAUUCAAAUGAAUGUGGGAAGGAGUAUGUGUGCUGGAAGUGCCAGAAACCAGGGCAUGUUGAGAGAGACUGUCCUGAUGCUGCUAAGGCCGAGCCAGUGCUGAAUGCUGCCAGGGGAAAGCGACCUUCUGCUCCAGGUCGUGUGUUUGCAAUGUCUGGGGAACAAGCUGCUGUGACUGAUGACCUUAUCCAGGGUACGUGUGUUAUCGCUGAAACUUCUUUAAUGGUGUUAUUUGACUCUGGUGCUACACACUCAUUCAUUGCUGAGGAGUGUGUGAAAAAGUUAGGAUUGCUAACUGCUGAUUUACCAUUCGAUUUGGUGGUGACGACCCCUGCCGCAGAUCGAUUAGUUACGCGCACGGCAUGCUUGCAAUGCCCGUUGAUUUAUGAGGAUCGGAAGUUCUUUGCGAACCUCGUCUGUUUGGGGCUUAAAGAGCUCGAUGUGAUUCUGGGGAUGGACUGGUUGGCACAAUAUUACGUUCUGUUGGAUUGUGCUAAUAAGGCCGUAGUAUUUCCGGAUUCUGGCGUUACGGAUUACUUGAAUUCGUACAACUUGGGAAAUGGUUCACCAGCAUUCGUAAACUCUAUCGUAGCUGAGGCGAAGAACGACGGCGACGUACGCAACAUUUUGGUGGUGUAA
Messenger RNA from Lotus japonicus, 2965 nucleotides. RefSeq lists its product as uncharacterized. The record is from RefSeq and is a predicted model, not a curated record. The transcript has 2 exons. Bases 1376 to 2965 code for a protein of 529 amino acids. NCBI's taxonomy places the organism in Eukaryota, Viridiplantae, Streptophyta, Magnoliopsida, Fabales, Fabaceae. Gene Ontology annotation, molecular function: zinc ion binding; nucleic acid binding.